This is a messenger RNA of Drosophila takahashii, 1479 nucleotides long. Its product is annotated as EF-hand domain-containing family member B. Gene Ontology annotation, molecular function: calcium ion binding. NCBI's taxonomy places the organism in Eukaryota, Metazoa, Arthropoda, Insecta, Diptera, Drosophilidae. The record is from RefSeq and is a predicted model, not a curated record.
GUACAAAUGGCAAACUUAGGACGUUACAAGGAUAGAAACCCCGAAAUGAGGGCUGCCGGAUUGGCAUCGUCCUUGGAAACUUAUGGCACCAGGGAUUUGCUAUUGGUCGCUCAUCCGGAGGAAGAGGCUGAGAACCGUAUAAGGGCACUUUGUCGGCGGGACAGGCCCACUCCAUUCAAGCGUACGCCCAAGAUUCCCACCAAUCAGAUCGAGGACAUUCUCAGCAGUCGCGACAAGGGACUCUUUGCCGAGUUUCAGAACAAGUUUCGCGAGAGUAUGUUCUCCAGAAAGCCCGCUUUGGGUAAGGCCAAGGAAGUCCACUCGAAACCCGACUCGGUGACCAAUUUGAGCCGCACCUUCGGUCGCACCUACGAUCUUCAGCCCGAAGAUUCGCUCUACUGCGUUGUCCUGCCGCCGAAAUCGGCCGAGCAGGUUAAUCGGGAGUAUGCCGAAUUCCACGACAAGCACAUCGUCAGUCACAAUCACUACUUCCCCGCGGAGCAGAUCAAUCGAAGAUAUUCGAAGCCUUUUAGCCGGUUCAACACAUUCGGCAUACCACUGCCAGUAGAUCACACUGGUAUAAGGGUUAAACGCUGCUUGCAGGAAGGCGAGGAGCACUUGAUAAUUGUUAAGAAGCCUCAGAAGGACUUAGACGAUCGCACAAAAGGUCCUUUGGGCAAAAAGUUCACAUGGUAUCCCUAUCAGAUCCCGGAGAACAUGACCUUUGGUCGGACGAUGCCUCGCGAAACCGAUGUGCGAUCGCUGCUGGAAAACACCGCACCCUGCACCGCCUCCGAAAAGUUGGCCCGGGCAAUUAGCCACCUGAACAUGCUGCGCAAGUUGCUCCAGGAGCGGGAUGACUUCAAUAUGAACCAGGUUAUCACUGCUCUGGCAAAUAAGGAUAAAGACGGAAAGGGACAACUUCCUUUAAACGAGAUCAUAAAAGUGAUGCGUAGGUUGAAUAUUCCGGCAAGUGCCGAGAAAAUUCGCAUCGCUGCCUCCCAUUUCAAGUUGUUUGUGGACGAGGGAUGCUGUUCGGAACGAGUAAAGUACAUGGAUUUGUGCGAACUCCUCUCCAUUCUGAAGCCGCUGCCCAUGAUUGGAUCCAUUUCACCCAUGCCAAAGAUGGUCUACAAUCAGGAUACCGCCUAUCGACAGCUGUGCGCCGAUUUGGCCAAGAAACCCGACGAAGGUCGAAACUAUAACCAUCCCCAAAAGACUCGCAUUCAGAAAGAUGCGGAAGACACACGCGUCAAGGACGUUCUGAACCCGGACUUAUCGACCCUAUGUGGCAUAUGGCCAAGUGAUUUUAAGGUAUUGCGUAGCAAGGACGAGGUAGAACGUAUAUUUAAGGACAUUGUCUCGAAGGAACACUUUCAAUCAAUCUGGCUGAGUCUGAUGGAUGAGCAGAAGGAUCAGAAUGAAAUGGCAUCUGUUGCGCAAUUCCGAGCUGAGAUGAAAAGGAUCGUAAAGAACUGA